AUGCCCAAAAGAUCUCUUGAUGCUGCGAACAUGGGCAGCCCAAUCAAGCCUGCCCCAACCCGAAAGACUGAGCGAUCCCAUGAAGAAAACCAGGAGCGAGCGUAUAUUGCUGCCUCAAGGCGAGCGGAUCGAAGCCUCGAAGCCCGUGUUCAGUCGGCUAAGAUGGCCAGCGAAAUCCACAAGAAACGAACUGGCAAGGCCUUCCGAAUCACAGAGCAGAUUGUUAUGAAGGAGGAGAUGUACGAGGAAGAGGAUGAUGAAUUCCCUAGAUCAUACCGGAUCCUCAAGCAGAACAUGCAAACCGACAAUCCCGCCUUCAAUGCUAGAGUGGACGCAUAUCUCAUUAACCGCGUGGCCAUGUCACAAAUGAUCUCGGCCACUGAGAGCGACUGGCGCAAUAACGAAAUCAACAUGGAAUUCGCGAAGAUGUUCCCUCAGGCUAAGCAACAAGCCCAAUCUCUUUCCCACAGAUACUCCACGCCAGGCUACUCAGCACUUCACACACAAAACAACACUAUCUCAUCCCCCAUGGAGCAGCAUUUUGAGCCAAACUUCCAGCCUAUUAACUAUGGCCAACCGGGUAACAAUGGACAUGGCGGUCGAAGUCUUUCCAUGUCAGGCCCUAUAUCAGAGCCAAGGAACGACACAGCCAUGUCACCAUCAGCUCUCACACCAGGUUUAGGGUCCCAUCCCGAGACGCCGCAACCUCAUUGUACAGCAUCUUUUGCAAACGUACAGCCGCCUCACAUGAUGGAAUAUAAUUCAGACAGCUCGGCUUUCACUUCAGAGCUACCGACUGAGGCCAGGCUGUUGAUGGGUGGGGGCAUGAACGAGACCUUUAGCUCUGCCCUUUACCCUGAACCUCACAACUGGGUGGGUUCUCAAUCUUAUCCUUACAGCGGCGAUUCCAAGUAUGUUGAGGAGGAAGAUGUUGGCCUUGGCAUCGCUGGCGAGAGUUACCCUGAGAUAUCGGACACGGCACCAUGGGAUCGCUUCGACACCGGCACACCCACCAAAACCUUUGGCGACCAAGAGCCCGCUUGGGAUUAUUUCCUCAAUGAGAAUUGGGGCAAUGACCAGCAGCAGCAAUAA
Messenger RNA from Fusarium fujikuroi IMI 58289, 1092 nucleotides. RefSeq lists its product as uncharacterized. The record is from RefSeq and is a predicted model, not a curated record. The coding region runs from base 1 to 1092 and encodes 363 amino acids. The transcript is spliced from 2 exons. Lineage: Eukaryota; Fungi; Ascomycota; Sordariomycetes; Hypocreales; Nectriaceae.